AUGGCGGCGGGGGGCCCCCCACCGCCGGCGUGGCCCGUGGCUCCGUCUUCUUCCUUGCCCAUUCCUUUGUCCCCCCUGUCUCACGCACUCCAUGUGCUCCCACCUCAGCGAGCCUGCCAUCUCCCCGGCUUUAAAGAAAAGAAUCCCUCUCUUUUGGGUCUGCGGAAGGGGGGACGAGGGCACGUGUUCUCUAUCAUGGAGGUCUCCUCCAUUGCAACCACAUGCGCCUUCCUGGUGGCCUUCUUUCCUGUCCUUGUCCAUCGUCCUCCUAUGCUGAGAUCGUCUUCCCCACCUCCGCCAACCCUAUUCAUAGAUUCCUCUUACAUUCUGACCUGAGCAGCGGCGAUCUACAGGAUGACCUCCGCCGCAUCCGCUGCCUGUACGCGUUCCUGGUAACUUCUCCCUCCCACCUCCAUCGGCGGCCCCAUUCUCUUCGUCUGCUCUCACCUUCUCGAGCGUCUUCUCCGAAAGGUCCAUCAGCGAGGACUCUCUCAAAAGGUACGUCUUGUACGCCAGCGAGAGCUGCAUCCAGGAGCUGCUGUCUGCGUCAGAAUCCGGCAGGGUCGGAGGGAACGAUGGCUGGAAGGUUCUCACCCUCGACGAUGGCGUCGAGAUAUCCAGGCGGCGGGCCGGCUCACUCCAUGUUUUCCGGAGCCGGUGGCUGCUCCAGUCCGUCUCCCCUCGCCAGUUCAUGACAGUCGCCAACGCGAUUGACGCCGCCAAGGUGGGACUGUUGGAUCAAUAAUCUUUCUUCUGAUCUUCCCGAAAGUCCUUGAUAUGAUCGUAUGAUUUCCGAUCGAUUAUCGAUCAAAUCAAGGCCGAGACUGAGAAUCGUCCCCUAUUCAUGGGAUCUGUCUGAUCUCUGAAGCAAUGGGACCCCAACCUCGUGGAAACGGAGUACAUCAGAGAUAUCGGCGACAACCUCAGCAUCAUUCGCCUGAGGUUCGGCGACGCUUCCAAGCCUCUCUUCAGGAACAGGGAGUUCAUCGUCUACGAGCGGCGGGAGACGAUGGACGACGGCACCCUUGUAAGGACGGCGGCCGUUGAAACUCCCCAUAAACUGGAUUCGCUAGGGUUUAUUAGAUCUAACGCUGUUCCCACUGCUCCAGGUGGUCGCAGUGGCUUCACUACCGAAGGAGAUCGCUGCGGGAUUACAGCCCGAGAAGAAUAACUCCAUCCGAGGUCUGCUUCUGCAAUCAGGGUGGGUUGUGGAAAAGACGGAGGACGACUCAUGCAUGGUGACCUACGUUGUUCAGGUAAUCCACCGCCGGAAGAGCCCGGCUCCUCGAAAUCAUUCGAGCAGUUGCUGAGAUCUUACCCUGCUAUAGAUGAAGCAAUGAGGUAUUCUUGUUCUUGUUCUUGUUCUUUUACAGCUGGAUCCAGCGGGAUGGCUGCCCAGGUGCUUCGUUAACCGUCUGAACACGAAGCUGGUGAUGAUCAUUGAAAAUCUUAAGAAAGUGGCGGAAGCUUGCCCGAUCAACGGGGCCAUAUGA
This is a messenger RNA of Spirodela intermedia, 1493 nucleotides long. The record is from the annotation of a GenBank genome assembly. NCBI's taxonomy places the organism in Eukaryota, Viridiplantae, Streptophyta, Magnoliopsida, Alismatales, Araceae.